Molecule: messenger RNA, 1269 nt
Organism: Rana temporaria (common frog)
Lineage: Eukaryota; Metazoa; Chordata; Amphibia; Anura; Ranidae
Product: olfactory receptor 476-like
Exons: 3
Coding region: 1-1269 (422 amino acids)
Biological process (GO): G protein-coupled receptor signaling pathway
Cellular component (GO): membrane
Molecular function (GO): G protein-coupled receptor activity; olfactory receptor activity
Source: RefSeq, a predicted model, not a curated record
AUGGCCCUGGUGCCCGCACAGCAUCAAAUUCGAAGGGAAGUACAGGCUGUUUAUGAGAGCAAUGUCACCACAAUCUUCUUUGUAGGGUUCCAUGAUGUAAACACAUUUAAUCUUCUGCUCUUCACACUAUUUCUUAUACUAUACAUUGUGACAAUCUGUGGAAACCUACUAAUCAUCAAGCUGGUAACCUACAGCAAGGCCCUCCAGUCUCCCAUGUACUUCUUCCUCACUCAACUCUCUGUAACGGAUUUAAUUUUGACCACAGACAUUGCACCUAAUAUGCUAAAUAUUGUGCUAAAUGAACAACCCACCAUAUCUCUUUCUGGCUGCAUCACUCAGUAUUAUUUUUUUGCUUUAGCGGUGACAUCUGAAUGUUUCCUUCUGACAGUGAUGGCCUAUGACCGCUAUCUAGCCAUCUGCUCUCCUCUGCAUUACGCAUCUAUUAUGAACCAAUCACUUUGCAUCAAAUUAAUUUUAGCAUCUUGGAUUUCGAGUUGCUCUGUAGCCCUCGUUUUAACACUUGGCUUAAGUCAACUACAAUUCUGUGGCCCUAACGCCAUUGAUGGCUUUUUCUGUGAUUUCAAUCCAUUGAUGGAACUUUCUUGUUCAGAUGUCUCCAUUGUUCAGUUGGAAGGUACCUUGUUGUCCAUUCCUGUAAUAAUCGUACCGUUCUUUGUGAUAGUCAUUUCUUAUAUAUUCAUUGUUAUCACCAUAUCAAAGAUAUCAUCCUUUUCAGGGAGAUGGAAAUCUUUUUCAACUUGCAGCUCCCACCUAACAAUUGUGUCCAUGUAUUAUGGAACUUUAAUUAUCAUGUAUGUGAUUCCUAAUGAAGAACAAAUAAUCACUAAGACACUGGCUCUGUUGUACACCGUGCUUAUACCCUGUUUAAAUCCUUUUAUUUAUAGCUUGAGAAAUAAAGAUAUUAAGGAAGCUUUUAGACGUGGGCAGAUAGACAUUGCCAGCGAGACCGUCUUCAAGUUGGCCGCACUCAUCCUGCAGGAGGCUCGAGGAGACUACAGCAGUGAUGAAAAUGUACGUAAAGAUCUGAAGGUUUUGCCAGCUCUUCCCACCAGAACGCUGCAGGAACACCCCUCACUUACCUACUGUGAAGAUCGAGUGAUUGAACAUUUAAAAAAACUGAAAGGAGUCACCAGAGGACAGGCAAUAGUCCGUGUGGCGGUAUCAAGACUGCGAGAUCAUAACCUGGAAAAUCUUUUUAUCUGCUUAUGUGACCCCUUUUUAAUUAAAGCGGUCCAUUAUUUGCGGUAA